Pelobates fuscus (common spadefoot toad) is the source of this 2914-nucleotide messenger RNA. RefSeq names its product PNN interacting serine and arginine rich protein (gene PNISR). The coding region runs from base 175 to 2592 and encodes 805 amino acids. Gene Ontology annotation, cellular component: presynaptic active zone; nuclear speck. Gene Ontology annotation, molecular function: RNA binding. The record is from RefSeq and is a predicted model, not a curated record. Lineage: Eukaryota; Metazoa; Chordata; Amphibia; Anura; Pelobatidae. The transcript has 12 exons.
UCGCAGGCGCCAUUUUGGCUGCUAGUCAGAAGAAGAGGGCGAUUCUCGCAGAUCGUUGCAGCAAUUAAUAAAAUAAAGCCGUUGGAAGCCGGGCCCUGUCGGCUCAGUCCGGAGGAGGAUUACUAUAGACAGACUGCACAGGGUGCAUGUAGUGUCGUGACAUAGCUGUCAGAGAUGUGGGAUCAAGGUGGACAACCUUGGCAGCAGUGGCCAUUGAAUCAGCAACAAUGGAUGGAGUCAUUUCAGCAUCAGCAAGACCCAAGCCAAAUUGAUUGGGCUGCGUUGGCACAAGCAUGGAUUGCCCAGCGGGAAGCUACCGGGCAAAGUGUAGUGGAGCCACAAAGUAUGAUACCAAAUGGACAAGAUGUUUCUCCAAUGGAUCCAGGCCCCAACAAUCAUGCAAACUUCCCAGUGGAGCCAAAUUUCAAUCGAAUGUGGCAACCAGAGUGGGGAGGAAUGCAUCACCAACCACCACCACCACCUCCACCGCAUCAUCAUCAUCAUCAUCAUCCUCCUCCUCCAGAACAGCCGUGGAUACCUCCAGCUCCAGGGCCAAUGGACAUUGUUCCAGGAUCAGAGGACAACAAUAGUCAGGACAGUGGAGAAUUUGCAGCUGACAACAGGCACAUGUUUAACCAGAACAAUCAUGGCUUUGGGGGUCCACCGGAAAACUUUCCAAUGCCUCCAACAAGCCAGUAUGACUAUCAGCAUGGAUCUGGGUACGGGCCUCCUCAAGGAGGAUUUCCACCACCUUACUGGCAACAAGGCCCACCUGGACCUCCGUGCCCACCAGCUCCUCCUCCAAAUCGAAGAGAGAGACCAUCUUUCAGAGAACGACAGCGUUCACCCAUACCAAUACCUCCCAAACAAGAACCUUUGCAAAUUGAUGCAGUUAAGAGGAGAACACUGCCUGCGUGGAUUCGGGAGGGCUUGGAGAAGAUGGAGAGAGAAAAACAAAAGAAGUUGGAACGCGAGCGGUUAGAGCAGCAGCGCUCACAGAUGAAAAAAGAGAAAAGUGGCCGGAAUAGUGAAGAUGGAGACGGUCCACGUUUACCACAAAAAAGCAAAUUUGACAGCGAUGAAGAAGUGGAAGAGGAAAAUGAAGAUGGUAGAAUAAGUGCCAAAGUGAGCCGCAGCCCUUCACCAACUCCACAAGAGGAGAACAGCGAAUCUGAGAUAACCGAGGAAGAGCGGGCUUAUCAAUUGAUGAUACUGACAAAAAUGGUGCUAACAGAAAUUCUUCUGGAUGUUACAAAUGAUGAAAUCUAUAAUGUGGCAAAAGAGGCUCAUCGUAAAGCAAUAAAAGCUCCUGCAAAGCAGCUGGCGCAGUCCAGUGCACUGGCUUCCCUCACUGGACUCGGUGGACUGGGUGGUUAUGGAUCAGCAGAAAGCGAAGAAGAGAGGAGUGAAAGAGGUUCAGAGUCUUCUGAUACUGAUGAUGAGGAACUACGGCACAGAAUACGACAAAAGCAAGAAGCUUUCCGGCGAAAGGAAAGAGAGCAACAGAUACUUGAAAGACAGCUAGAAGAGGACAGGCUUCAAAGAGAAGCAAAAGAAAAGGAAUUAUUUGAAUCUGAUCCAGAAGUUCUGAGUACGGUAGACAUAAAUGAAAAGAGAAAAGUUGAGGGAGAGGUGGAUAGUGACAAAGUAAAAGUGUAUAGUGAACCUUUGCCUCCAGUAGAUAUUAAAAAAGAAACAAAAGAGAAGCCAAUAGUAAACAAACUGAGGAGCUCCAGUAGCAGUUCUACCAGCAGCAGUAGCAGUGUAGGGCGCAGCAGUAGCAGCAGCUCUGUUUCUAGUUCUUAUAGCUCCAGCUCCUCAAGUAGCCACAGUUCUUUUCACUCUUCUCCCAAGAGGAAGAAAAAACGUAGCCGAUCUCCAUCUUGGAAAGUUAGACGAAGUAGAAGCCGUAGUGUGACACGUAAGAAUAGAAGAGAGAGAAGCAAGAGCAGGGGGAAAAUUAAUGAAAGGCGCAGAUCGAGCAAAAAUAGUGUAGAAAGCGAAAGGCGUAGAGACCGCAGUCGAAGCAGGGACAGGAGAGAAAACCGCUCAAGAGAUCGAAACGCUGGUCGCAGUAGAAGUAGGGAUAGGCGUAGAAGUAAUGACCAGCGUAGAAGUAAUAGCAGGACUAGACACAAGCAUAGAGGUGGCAGCAGAGAGAGGGAAAGAGCAAGGAGUAAAAGUGUUGAAAUGGAUAGGCGAAGAGAGCAGGAAAAGGAUAGGAAAAAGGAUAAAGUAAAGAAAGAGGAGAGGACUAGUAAACCUAUACAAGAAGAGGAAAAGCGUAAGAGUAGGAGAGAGAGUGAAAGGACUUUUUCACGCAGCGAAUUGUCCUCUUCAAAGAUGUCUCGACAGGAUUCUAGGCAGGAUAGCAAAAAAAGCUCUACCAAGGAAAAUAAGAAACGGACUUCAUCCAGUGGAAGGAGCAGUUCAGAAUCUCCAGUUGUAUUCAAGGAUAAAAAAGCUAAGAAAUCAAAACGUAGCCGAUCACGCUCUGUGGAGAAAUCUCAAAGGUCUGGUAAGAAGGCAAGCCGCAAACACAAGUCUAAGACCCGAUCAAGAUCAUCAACACCCACCCGCCGUAAGCGCUGAUGGUCACAUGGCCCAGGCCAUUAUCACAAUUAAACAUACAAAAUUCCAUGAGUUUUUAAGGGCUUGUCUCAUUCUAGAGGCACAUUACUGCAACAUAGGUGUGGAAAAAAUGUCUUGUUCUUUACUUUUCUCCUUUUUAUUUUAUUUUUAUUUUUUUAAGUACAUAUUCCCCAUUCCUCCAACUGAAAGUAAAUUAAUACAUUGUAUUGUCUUUCCAAGAUAUUAGUAAUAAGUAACUUCAUUUUUUACCUCCAAUGUUCUUAAAAUAACAAUCAUCUGUGCUCUGACUACAAUAAAGCACCAUGCUUAUUUUUGUUAAAGA